Messenger RNA from Paramuricea clavata, 8413 nucleotides. The record is from the annotation of a GenBank genome assembly. Lineage: Eukaryota; Metazoa; Cnidaria; Anthozoa; Malacalcyonacea; Plexauridae.
AUGGCAGCGAGCUUUAAAAUCCCAACAAGUCUGAAAAGAAAGGCAAAAAAGGAUCCAGAGUUGCCAAAGUUUGAGUGGAAACUUUUCGAAAAAGAAAAUAAGUUGGGUUGCGGUACGUUUGGGUCCGCAUACCUAGCAAAAUACAAAGGAAAGACCAGAAAAAGUGGUUGCCAAAAACAAUAAUGUCGAGUCCAUUGACUCGAAAUCCUGUUUCGAGAAAGAAGCCUCACUGUUGAACAGUACAAAGGCCACAGGAACACAAUCCAGUUCCUUGAAUUUUCAAUAAUGAUGGAGUAGUCUUGCUUCGAUUUUCGCCCAUUUGGAGUUGCAAAAAGUCUUUGCACUCUAAAAGAUUUUGUCCCGAUUUCGUAGAUGAGUUUGACUUUGCUUCGUUCGCAGACUUCAUGCCAACAUGUGCCAAAGAUGUUGUCGAAGGUUUGAAAUAUUUUCAAAGCAAGAAUAUCGUUAUCAUUCAAUAAAUAUUAUGAAUUAAGAUAAUCACUUUGCACUCACUUAAUUUUCAUUCAGUGCAUACUUUUUCAAGUAUAUGAUGUAUCACAUACUUUAUGCCAAAGAAUGCAAGCCAAAAAAUGCAAGGUGAGAAAAGUUCGGGGAAGCCAAAACGGUGAUUUCAUUGACAUAAAAAAUUACUUGGUUUGUAAGUCGAGAGACUGACUUAAGCCAAAGUCAGCCAUAUGUCUCCUGCCGGUUUCACUAGAUCCCGGUGAGCGAUAUUCUUGUUGUGCAAAUAUUUCAAAUCUGCGACAACAUCUUUGGUACAUGUUGGCAGCAAGUCUGCGAACGAGGCAAAGCAAAGUCAAAAUCGUCUACGAAAUGGACAAAAUUGUCUAGGUGAGUGCAAAGACUUUUUGCAACUCCAAACGGGCGAAAAUCGAAACAAGAAUACUCCAUCAUCAGUUGAAAAUUCAAGGAACCGAAUUAUAUUCCUGUGGCAUUUUGUACUGUUCAACAGUGUGGCUUCUUUCUCCAAACAAGAUUUCGAGUCAAUGGGCCAUUCCAUUUAAUAUAGGCACCCCCCCCUAUUGAGAGGUCCCUUCAUAAUCCCCUUAGGAUAUAAAAAAUUUAGAAUCCCCUUGGAUGCGAUUUUUGGAAGUUACCCCAUGGAUUUCUUUAUACCCCCUUUAGGAUAUCGUUUUAACCCCUUGUAUAUCACUAAAACACCUAAUUUUUGCUAUUUUUUUGAAAAUUUCUUAAGCUACCCUCUAGGAAAUUUUAAGGUAAAACCUAUAUUAAAUGGAAUGGACCAAUGGACUCGAAAUUAUUAUUUUUGGCAAACGUACCGCAACCCAACUUAUUUUCUUUUUCAAACUUUGGCAACUCUGGUUCCUUUUUUGCCUUUCUUUUCAGACUUGUACAUGUUGGGAUUUUAAAGCUCGCUGCCAUUAAUGUUCCAUUUGACAAAAAGGGAAAAGUCCUGGGAACGAGGUUGCCAUAUUGGUCAAAUUUUGGCGCGAAAUUGUGGUCCCAGUCCGCGUUUUACUAAUUGAGUCCAGUCCGCGUUUUACUAAUAGAGUCCAGUCCACGUUUUACUAAUAGAGUCCAGUCCGCAUUUUACUAAUAGAGUCCAGUCCGCGUUUUACUAAUAGAGUCCAGUCCGCGUUUUACUAAUAGAGUCCAGUCCGCGUUUUACUAAUAGAGUCCAGUCCGCGUUUUACUAAUAGAGUCCAGUCCGCGUUUUACUAAUAGAGUCCAGUCCGCGUUUUACUAAUAGAGUCCAGUCCGCGUUUUACUAAUAGAGUCCAGUCCGCGUUUUACUAAUCUGAGUCCAGUCCACGUUUUACCAGUCCAGUCCGCGUUUUACUAUAUGCCGUAGCGAAGUAGUUGUAGUUCGCUACUGUAGCGAACUACAAUUUUCAAGUAGCCAAUAGUUUUUGACUACUUUUUUAAAACAGUAGUUGUAGUUAUAGCGACAUUUUGCCUAAAAGUAGCUAAGUAGUUGACUACUUUUCAAACAGCGAAUCGCUAUUCACUACUUUUUAAAAUUUUUAGCAACUUGAUAGAAUAGCAUGAUAUUGAGACACGGUUUGCUUAAAAUCAAUACUCAAUAGUCAAUUUGCACUCCUGAACACUGUAGUGCUUACAAAAAUGUUGCUUUAAUUGUGUUUACUGUUGCUACUCGUAAGUCGAUUUGUUAUAGAUUACAUUACAGCCUGAGUUAGUACUUAGUAGAUGCUCCAAAUAUAGUAAAACUAAAAAAAUAAUAUAGUGUAGCGAAAUAGCGAAAUAGUUCGCUACAUUUUUUAAGCAGUAGCUGUAGUCAGUAGCGAACUACGUACCUUUCUUCAAAAGCAGCAGUAGUUGUAGCUGACUACAUAUUUUUGAAGUAGCUGUAGCUAUAGCGAACUACAAAAAUUUUGUAGUCAACCCACCCUUGAACUACACUAGUGCUAACAUACAGACAUAACAAUUCUGGGCGUAUUUCGUUUCCAGUGAUCUCGUGUUCGUAUUUUAGCCAAUCAGCGCUCAGAAAGGGUUGUCCGAAUAGAAAUCCAUUUUGAUGUAUUCAGUCAAUUAUAUCUUUCGUUAUUCUUUAUGAAACUAGUUGAAAUUUUGUAAUUAUGUUUGGUUAUGAGAACUCUAGCUCUGACAAAAAUAUGGAAUCAAAAUAAAGUAUAUUACAGGAGAUAUUCAGUUGUUUUAAUCAUAAAAUGGAUUUCUAUUUGACAACUAGUGCCAGUACUUUUCCGCGUAUCAAGAUCAUCUGGUUAUUGAUGUGUUCUCGGCAGUCUCUCCUUUCUCCUCGCACGCCCAGGAAGCUAAAUCCGUGGAAAGGAGGGACCGCUCCCAGUCUACCUAUUGUUAGAUAAACUGUUUAUCUGAUACUUAAAACAUUUUCACUCUACAGAUGGUUCUAAUGUUGUAGAGGCGACCGCUGAAGCUGAAGGAUCAACAUUAAGUAAGACACCAUCGCAGUGUUUAUACUAUGAAUUGAGAUUUAAUACAGACUAAAUGCAUAUGCAUGUUAACUGUGCGAAGAACGCUGAUCUCAAAACUAGGACCGGAGCAACUGCUAUGUAUUAUUAAGGUAGCCAAUUGUGACCAUAUUGGUUUGACUACCGCAAAUCUACAGUAAUGUUGCUGACAUGUUACAAGAAGUGCUUAAAGCUUCUGGUAAUUGGUAUACGAAUAAAACGAUAUUGCAAGAGAAAAAGAGUGAUUUUAAAAUUGCCUCUUUUUCUGAAAUGUUCCAAUGAAUAAUUAGCGUGGUCACGUCACGAUAUGGCCGCUUUAAGUGUCUUGUAAAACUAAUCAGAAGAGCACGAUGGUAUUACAAUUAUUUUAAAACCUAUCUGAUUGAAUUGUAAUGAAUGUGACAGGUUGAAAAAUGUCCCCCUUAUUAUAAAUAUUCUGACUCCAUCCGGAGCCAGAAUAGAUUGAAAUCAGUGGCUGAAAAAAUGUAACAAACUUACGCCUAAUCUAUGCCGCGCUUACACUAUGAGACCUGUAAGACGAUUAUAGACCUGAUAACAAAUCUAAGAUAGACCUACGAGCUGAUGGUUUCGGGGAGGCAUAGAGGUAGCCUGGAACUCAGGUCCUAGAUUUGUAGUACAGAAGUCCUAAGUCAGAUAGAGCUUCUGAUAUGAGCUUCUAAUUUUGGUAUUCUGCGUUAUUUUUAUAUUUACUUAUUUUUGCAUGCAUAAUAUAUGGUCCAAAGUAUAGGGCUCAGCUCUCCACCUAGAUGUCUAUUGUGUCACAGUCCUCAGUUACAUUCUUUGCCAAAAGUUGGUAGAAUGACGGAACGUUUGCCUUAUUUUCACCUUAAAUUUACUUUUGUCACAUUUUAUAAUUAUUACAACUCCCCCCCCCCACCCAACCCCUUCACCCCACAUUCAAUGUUGUUCUGGCCCCAGUAUUGUUGUGCCUGCAGCUUUCCAGCGUGAAACAAUAUUGAACAGGGGGAAGAAGUGAUAUAUAAGGAGAAAAAAGUCCUUUGUUCCACGGCUUUUGGUCAAGAUUGCAGAUAUUUCUUAGGCGAAGCCUCGUAGGCGAUAUCUCGUUAUUGACACCCAAGAUCUCGCCUAGCAGAGCUGGAAACUUUGCCACUGAAAAGAAAGAUGGAGAAAUGACUCUCAAGUAGAACGGAGUAAAACAAACGCCGUAUUCGUAUCUAGCGGGCACGACGUGAAAACCAGCCCUACUGGUACGUCUAGCACUUCAUGUACUGUAGGGCUCAAUUAUACACCCCAUGAGGUAUGGUUUCUAAAGAAAUGUACAAUAAAAAUGUAUAAUUACUACACUCUUGUAUUUUUAAUUUAGCUUUAACAGAUAUCCAAUGGGACAAACAAUCAGUAUUUCAGGAACUGUACAUACUAAGGUUCGAGGUCGAUGGUGGUUACUAUACUAUCAGCGCAUCAGACCAAAGCGUGACAGCAUCGCAGGUACAUAUACUCUAUAUUUUAACUAUUCUAUAAUAACAUGGACCAGCUUUUUCAGUGGUCGAGAGCUGCACUGAUAACGCAAUUUCAACUACGAAAUAUCUUCAAGCCAAUCACAGUUCUUUGACAAGCACCACGAGCCAAUGACGUUGAAUAUCUUUUUCGAAGAUGACGUCAUUUUAUCUCUUAUAUUGGGUGUGAAAAAUAGAUGACAUUUUUCUCUUGUCUGUUCGGUUAUAGACUUGCCGAGACUUGCUGAUUGACUAAGCUUUAAGGUAGAACGAUACAGUUCUAAAAAAAUUCUUGUGUAUAUUUAUAAUAAUUUGACAUUUCCCUCUCAGAUAUAGACUAACAAUAAGGUAAAUAUAAAAUAAUCAAUACUCUCAUUUUCCGUUUUUUUGAUAAAAAUUUUUAAUUUGGCAAUUUAGAAUUUUUUUAGUUUUCUGGUGCAAUACAGCGUGCAAAAUUUGAAUAACAUUGCAUGGUUAACGGACAAAACAAACUAUACUUGUUUUUCAAUGACGGGAGAUUGCGUGAUCGGCUCCCCUCGUCAGGUUAUAUAUUGAAAGCAUUGAACUGUAUAAUAAAAUGGAAGGCUUACUUUAAUUAAUUAUACGUAAUAAAAAAGUCAAGCCAAAGAUGGCAGACUCCGAAGCUAUUCCUGUGCGUCAAUUCCACUCCCGUUACACGCGCGGCCAAACUUUUUGUAUUUUCAUGGCGGUAAGUGAUCAAAGUCUAAAAAUAGUAACUUUUCCUAAAACGUGACAGCUAUACUGAGAAAACACUGCUGCUCGUUUUUUAAAUCAGUACUUCGAACAUUGCUAAAAUUUGAAAUUUUAUCUCCGAGCCAACGGCGCCAAGCGCCGUGCGAGGGUACUAAUCUCCCCCGGCUAUUUACACCAGGGGAAACGAAAGCAUUAGCGAAGUCUAAAGUUCAUCAAUGAUCGCGGGCGUGGGUGACCAACGAUGGAUGGUCAUCCUCACUGAUCUCAAAAUAUAGCGGACUGUCAUGAAUAUAGCGAACACUUAUUGGUCCAAUUUAAAAUUUGCAUUAUAACGGCUGCAUGGCGACAGCGAAAUAGCAAACAUUUCUUGAUUUGACGAUUUCUUGCAAAUAUAUUUCAUUUUUGCAAGAUUUUGAAAAUUUCAAAAGCUUUUUGAUAACUGAUUAAAAGGCGAAAGAACUUCUACUGAAGAAGUGAGUGAAGGCGCCGACGUUAACGAAAGUAAGUUUGUACGUUUUAAAUAUUUAAUAAUUGUUUGCUUUAUAAUCAAUCUAUCUUUAUUGAUUACCCUUUUUUUACUAUAUUAAAAUAAAAUUGUUUAAAUAAAAAAGAAAGCAAAGUUAUUUGCAUGCGAGAAUUUUAUCGAUAAAGUCAUUAAAGGCCGUUUAGUAGUUUUAUAUUAAAAGAACACUUUAAUUAAAACGUUUUACGAAGAGUCUGUGGUUGAAUUUUACCUUAACUGAUUGAAUCUUACAUUACGUAUAAUAACAUACCUAACAUAUAUAUGUUUGGAAAUUGAAAAUUUUAUAAUUAAAAGUGAUAUUUUUAGGGGAUUUUCAUUUGUAAAAAUAUUCUUAAAAAAUUAUCGUGUUACCAUGACAACUACUUUAAAUACUUCAUGUUUAUUGAUUUAUUGAUGUUUAUUAAAUUAAAACUCUCUUGCAGUUAUACAACUGAAUUAACGAGCUUACUAGUAAAAUUUACAUAAUAUUUCUAAGGUAAUGUUCAUAUUAAGAUGUUCAAAUUUAGACUGUUAUUAUUUAUUCCUAAUAUUUACAGCAUAUUUCUAAUUAUUCAAUUAAACAGUAUUAAUGGAAAAAUUUAAAGGUAAAAAAGGAUUGUGCUCUGUUCGUUUUACAGACCGUAUUAUUUUUAAAUAGGUAAAAUUGUUCUUAUUUCCUUCUCAGAUUACGCUGAUUCUCAAAGACGACCGGUUUUGGAAGUAGAUUAUGUAGGGGAUGGUCUUUAGAUUUCAUUUUGUCCAUAUAUUUCUCACACAAUAGAUCUCUUCUACUCUUGAGUGUAGGAAUGUCGGCUAGAUUUAGUGCGUCUGUGUACGAAUCACACUCAGGAUAAAUAAUUUUAAGUGAUCUCUUUUGCACGACUUCGAUUGCCUCAGACAACUACAAUGGUUUUGUCAGCAAAGCGAGGGUCUAUGCAUGCAUGUAUUUUCUAGUAUAUUUAAUUAGACAAAACAAGUGCUUGUUGACUAUUUUUCCAUAAAGAGUUUUUGCUUUUAAAUCAGUUUUGUCAAAAACAUUAUAUUCCAACACAAUUUAUAAGUUUAGUUGACAGGAAAAUAUAUAAAUUUAUAUAAUACCUUAUUGAAUUCUGAUAGUUUAGUUGGCUGUUUAUUGUCACGUAAUAUUUAAUAGAAAAUUCCAUUCCCCAAGAGUGCUAUGGAAUACGUUCCAUUGUACUCUUCAUGUUUUCGAUAAAUCGCAUCCGUCAAAAUGCUUCUCAUACGAAACUAUUAGUCUAUUUUGGUAUUAUAUAAAACAAAUAAUGAAUGUUUAUGAGUGCAAUGGUAAGAAUAUUUUCAUGAGGUGAAAGAUGGAAUGUAUAUUAGUUGAGCGCGCGCGUAAGGGGACUGAAAUGGACGCACAAUAAUGCCUUCAAUUUUCUCCAUGUUCGGCUUCACUUUUUGAGCCUUCCGUGUUAUAGAGUUCAGUGAUUGGAAGUUCUUUUUCUAACACCAGUGGUCACGCGGAGGGAUUGUAAGGAUUAUAUCGAACAGCCUUAAAAAAUAGAUGCACAUGAUAUAAGGUCACAAUGUACACAUGGGAAGUGCUGACGUAUGGUAUUUUAAUUCGCACGCGUUCAUUUUUGUUUCACCGGAAAGCACGAACAAACCAUGUUGAUGAUAUACACCAUAGGUACUGUAGUUUAACUUAUCGUCUUUGAUAUAUGUUUGGUCGUCGCCUUAAAGCAAUAUUUUAAUAAUUAUAGUGAACUAUAUGGAUUAAUAAUUCAUCAAAAGACAUACGCACGCUAAGAAAAUUUCAAUAAAAUAGCGCUAGCAUGCAUAGUGCAUAUAUUCUGCUAUAACAAGUACGCAGUUCAUUCAAACAACAAUAAAAAUCAACAUAAAGCGAAAUUAAUCAAGUCAAACAAAGGGCGAGAAAAAUUUCCGCCGUGAGUGACUAAGCUCAUAGGUCCUCGUUGUAUCGUUAGCGAGGUUCAGAUUUAACUUGCACUGCUGCUACCAUUAAGGGACAAUUGAUUAAUCAGAUCAAUCUGAACUAUCCAAUUAAGCAAUCAGAUACGUAUUAAGCCCGUGAAAGAUAGUAGUUGAAGUCAACUCUGGACCUUUCUAUUUAAUUGAACGAAACCUUUUUCACGUGUGAGGAAAUUGUUUUGCUUUCCUGAUCUCUGGACCUCUAUUUAAUUGAACGAAACCUUUUUCACGUGUGAGGAAAUUGUUUUGCUUUCCUGAUCUCUGGACCUCUCUAUUUAAUUGAACGAAACUUUUUUCACGUGUGAGGAAAUUGUUUUGCUUUCCUGAUCUCUGAAUCUCUCUAUUUAAUUGAACGAGGCUUUUUUCACGUGUGAGGAAAUUGUUUCACUUUUCUGAUUGGCUAAUGGGCAUUGCCAAACGAAUUUUCGCAUAAGUAAAUCCACUUGGAAAACCCAGUAUCUACAUUAUAAUAAAAGCUUUUUCGCGAUUUACGAUUCCAUCGAGUUCAUGGUAUAUACUGUAAUAUACCCAUGUCGUCCCUGCAUUAGCGCUGUAAGUGAGCUGCAUAUCGACAACGGAAUAAAUUUUCCCAGCUAUACUUUAUUUUACAGGGUACUGAUGGUGGGACAAUAUUUCAUCGUUUUCGUUUAAGCAGCCCAAACAAGCCUUAUUUUGUUCUUAAGUCCACUACUGGCGACGACCUCUACCUGAGCAGUGAUGGAGCUGGAAAAAUGAAACUGAAAUCUUGGAACCUGCCCGAAGGCCGCAGCCCUCCUGGUGCGAGCGGGAAAAUAGACCCAGCCUUCUUAUUUAGAUUGGUUAGGCCAAGUUAG